AUGGAUGAAAACCAAACAGAAGUGGUGAAAGAAUUUGGCCUGGCAGGUCUCUCCCAGACACCAACUAUUGAGGCAGGGCUAUUUGUACUAUUUCUAUUCUUCUAUGUGUCCACAUGGACAGGCAAUGUCCUCAUCAUGGUCACAGUGGCCUCUGAUAACUAUCUGAACUCAUCACCCAUGUAUUUCCUUCUUGGCAACUUCUCUUUCCUGGACCUUUGUUAUUCAACAGUAACUACCCCUAAGCUUCUGGCUGACUUUCUUAAUAAUAAAAAGCUCAUUUCCUAUGGCCAAUGCAUUAUGCGACUCUUCUUCCUGCAUUUUGUAGGGGCAGCUGAGAUGUUCCUUCUCACAAUGACAGCCUAUGACCGCUAUGUUGCAAUUUGUUGCCCCCUGCACUAUACCACUAUCAUGAGUCAAGGAUUAUGCUAUGUGUUGGUAGCUGCUUUCUGGAUGGGAGGACUUGUGCACUCUAUUGUCCAGACAAUUCUCACUAUCCGUCUGCCCUUUUGUGGGCCAAAUGAGGUGGACAACUUCUUUUGUGAUGUCCCUGUCAUCAAACUUGCCUGUGCAGACAUAUUUGUCAUUGAAUUACUAAUGGUAUCUAACAGUGGGCUAAUCUCUACCAGCUGCUUUGUGCUGCUGGUUUCUUCCUAUACCACUAUCCUUGUCAAGAUUCGCUUCAAAGAGGGAAGGCAAAAGGCAUUCUCUACCUGUGGCUCUCACCUUACGGUGGUAACACUGUUUUUUGGACCCUGUAUUUUCAUUUAUGCUCGUCCCUUCUCUACUUUUUCUGUGGACAAAAUGGUGUCUGUACUUUACAGUGUCAUUACCCUCAUGCUGAAUCCUCUCAUCUACACACUUCGGAACAAAGAGGUCAAGUCAGCCAUGCAGAAGCUGUGGUGUAAGAAUGGACUUCCCUGGAAAAAGCAGAAGAACUAA
Molecule: messenger RNA, 939 nt
Organism: Pteronotus mesoamericanus
Lineage: Eukaryota; Metazoa; Chordata; Mammalia; Chiroptera; Mormoopidae
Product: olfactory receptor 4Q2-like
Biological process (GO): G protein-coupled receptor signaling pathway
Cellular component (GO): plasma membrane
Molecular function (GO): olfactory receptor activity; G protein-coupled receptor activity
Source: RefSeq, a predicted model, not a curated record